AUGGGAGCUUCGGAAAAAGUCACUAGCGAAGCUGUCAACCUCCACAGCGUACCUACUCAGCAAUCCGAGAACGGAAAAGGAGCUUGUGUGCGGAACGCUGUUGGAGCGCUGGGCAUCCCCGGCUGGGAAGCGAAACAAAGCAAGAUCGUCCGGACGCUGGACAUGACCUUGCUCCCUCAAUUGUGGAUCCUCUACAUGUUUAACUACCUGAACCGGACCAACAUCGCCCAGGCGCGUCUUGAUGAUGACUUCGGGGCUACCCUUAACUUAGGAAACACGGACUACAGCACCGCGGUAGCCCUGCUCACUGUUGGAUACAUGCUCGCGCAGCUGCCUUCAAACAUGCUCAUCACCAGAGUGCGCCCAGCUGUCUACCUUCCAGUUUGCGCAAUUCUCUGGUCUGGCGUCUCAGCCGCCACUGCAGGCGUGUCGAGCCCCGGCGAGCUGUUCGCCGUUCAGUUCGUUCUCGGAAUCAUAGAGGCACCGCUAUUUCCUGGUGCUGUCUAUCUGAUGUCAUGUUGGUACACUCGCAGAGAGCUAGCCCUUCGUACCGCGCUCCUCUACUCUGGCCUUGUUCUCGCACAAGCUUUCUCGGGAUUGAUCGCCGCUGGGGUCUUCUCAGGCAUGUCAGGCGCAGCAGGUAUUGCCGGCUGGAAGUGGCUUUUCAUACUAGAAGCAGCACUUAGCGCCUUCUUUGCACUGACUGCCUUCUUCAUCUUGCCCAACUAUCCUCACUCGAAGACCGGAGGUGCGAUGUGGUCGAUGACCGAGGAGAUGCGAAGAAUCGCAGUGGCUCGCAUCGAGGAUGACCGGGUGGAAGAACCCACCGAUUUGACCGUAUGGCAUGGGCUACGCCUGGCGUGGACGGAUGUCAAGACAUACAUCUUUAUCUUCAUGAACAUCUUCAUGACAUCCUCCUACGGAUUCAACAACUUCUUCCCCACAAUGGUCCGUGGUUUCGGCCUCGGCAGCAGCACCAUGGCUCUCGUACUCACUGCUCCGCCUUACAUUGUCGGUACCAUCGUCUCGUUCUGCGUGGCGUGGUCUUCGGACAGUAAGAAGGAAAGAGGAUAUCACAUCAUGAUCAACAACUGCCUUUCCAUCACCGGCUUCGUCAUCUCGGUCGCAACUCUCAACACGCCCGCUCGAUACACCGCAGCAUUUCUCUACACCACCGGCAGCUUCUCAGCAAACGCACUAGUCUACACAUGGGCAGUUUCAACGCUCAGCCAGACACCCGAAAAGCGCGCUGCCGGCGGCGCCAUCGUCAAUAUCAUGGGCCAUCUGGGCAACGUCAUCUCUCCCUACUUCUUCCCGGACAGCGACUCGCCGAGAUACACCAUGGCAAUGAUUCUUCAAAUCGUGUUCGCAGGUCUGACUUUCUGUAUGGCGUUCACUUCUAAGACGUACUUGAGGAGGCAGAACAAGAAGUUGAGGGCCGUGGCGGAUGAUACUGGGGCUAUGUACAACCCUUUCACCACGUGA
Molecule: messenger RNA, 1485 nt
Organism: Colletotrichum chrysophilum
Lineage: Eukaryota; Fungi; Ascomycota; Sordariomycetes; Glomerellales; Glomerellaceae
Exons: 5
Coding region: 1-1485 (494 amino acids)
Biological process (GO): transmembrane transport
Cellular component (GO): membrane
Molecular function (GO): transmembrane transporter activity
Source: RefSeq, a predicted model, not a curated record